Messenger RNA from Kuraishia capsulata CBS 1993, 1287 nucleotides. RefSeq lists its product as uncharacterized. Gene Ontology annotation, cellular component: carbamoyl-phosphate synthase complex; cytoplasm. The transcript has a single exon. Lineage: Eukaryota; Fungi; Ascomycota; Pichiomycetes; Pichiales; Pichiaceae. The record is from RefSeq and is a predicted model, not a curated record. Bases 1 to 1287 code for a protein of 428 amino acids. Gene Ontology annotation, biological process: L-arginine biosynthetic process; 'de novo' pyrimidine nucleobase biosynthetic process; L-glutamine metabolic process. Gene Ontology annotation, molecular function: carbamoyl-phosphate synthase (glutamine-hydrolyzing) activity.
AUGAGUCUGUUUGCCAGAAACUUCCUCUCGCUGCCUAAGCAGACGAAGUUUGCCUCUGUUAGAUUCUUCGCUAAGUCUGCCGCCGUUAGCUCUACAAAGUCCUUGGAUAGGGCUACGUUGACUAUCAGAGAUGGACCGAUCUUCAACGGAUACUCCUUCGGUGCUGACAAAAACAUCAGCGGUGAGGCCGUGUUCACCACCUCAUUGGUGGGAUACCCUGAGUCUAUGACUGAUCCCUCGUAUAAAGGUCAGAUCAUUGUGUUCACUCAGCCUCUGAUCGGUAACUACGGCGUCCCUUCGGGUACUGCCAGAGAUGAGUUUGGCCUGCUGAAAUACUUCGAAAGUCCUCACAUCCAAUGUAUCGGUAUUGCAGUCAGUGAUGCUGCCAUGCAAUACUCUCACUGGACUGCUGUUGAGAGUUUGUCGCAGUGGUGUAAGAGAGAGGGUGUUGCUGCUAUCACCGGUGUCGACACCAGAGCUUUGGUUACUUACCUCAGAGAACAGGGUUCCAGUCUUGCUAAAAUCUCUGUGGGUGAGACUUACGAUGCUGAUGAAGAUGCUGCAUUCGAAGACCCGGGUUCUGUGAACCUGGUGCACAAGGUCACCACCAAAGCCCCAUUCCACAUACCAUCUCCAAACGGACAGUUCCACGUUGCUGUGUUGGACUGCGGUGUCAAGGAGAACAUUUUGAGAUCUCUGGUAUCCAGAGGAGCUUCCGUGACCGUUUUGCCAUACGACUACCCAAUCCAGAACAUAGCUGACAAGUUUGACGGUGUGUUCAUCUCGAACGGACCUGGUGAUCCAACCCACUGCGCUUCGACUGUUGCCAACCUCAAGGUCACCAUGGAGAACAACAAGGACUUGCCAAUUUUUGGUAUCUGUCUAGGACAUCAGCUGCUGGCUCUGGCCUCAGGAGCCAAGACCGUCAAGUUGAAGUACGGUAACAGAGCUCACAACAUUCCAGCCUUAGACUUGACCACCGGAAAGUGCCACAUCACUUCCCAGAACCACGGAUACGCUGUCGACGCUGCCACAUUGCAUCCAGAUUUCAAGGAGUAUUUCAUCAACUUGAACGAUCAAUCAAACGAGGGUAUGAUCCACAAGACAAGACCCAUCUUCUCGACCCAGUUCCACCCAGAAGCCAAGGGUGGUCCUUUGGACUCUUCCUACUUGUUUGACAAGUACUUUGAGUUGCUGCAAACUUACAAACAAGAGAGCAACAUCAGAAAGAGUUACAAGGUGGACGACCUGUUGGUUGACAUCUUGCCCAAGGAGAGAGUGAUGUAA